Messenger RNA from Alnus glutinosa, 1157 nucleotides. RefSeq lists its product as uncharacterized. Lineage: Eukaryota; Viridiplantae; Streptophyta; Magnoliopsida; Fagales; Betulaceae. The transcript has 9 exons. Bases 76 to 999 code for a protein of 307 amino acids. The record is from RefSeq and is a predicted model, not a curated record.
UUCGAACCACACGAAAUAUCUAUCAGGAGCUGGUUGGCGCUGAAUCGCUCAACUUCACAACCCACAACCUCCAAAAUGGCUUCUCUUCAUCUUCUCUCCCAACCCAUUACCAACCUCCCUUCCUCUUCUACCCCUCUCUUCCCCCAAUAUCCCCUCCAUAUCCCUUCUCUAACCUCUCUCAAACCCAAAUCCUCCAACCCCAAGAAACCCCUCCUCUCUAAAUCCCUCACAGUCCCACUUGCUCUCACGGACUCAUCAGACUCCCCCACGUCCCUCGAAUCCAACGGCUCUCAAUCCCUCCUUCAACAACUAGCCGAUAGCUUUGAUCUUCCGCAAGACUAUUUUGCGCAGCUUCCGCGGGAUCUUCGUCUAGAUCUGAAUGAUGCGGCUUUCGAUCUUUCGAAUGGACGGGUAAUUGAUGAGUGUGGUCAAGAGCUGGGAGAGACAUUGUUAAAUCUCUCUCGAGCCUGGGAAGUAGCUGAUGCAUCAACUUCCCAGAGUUUAGCGAGCAAGCUCCCUAGGUUGGAGGAGUCUUUGACAGACAAUGCCAAAUCAGCAUUUGGCAAGCGUUUGGUAUCUGCUGGAAGGAGGUUCCAGUCCAUGGGGCAGUAUGGUCAAGGUGAACUACAAAAGAUUGCAAAAGUGAUGAUUACAACUGGAAAGCUUCUGUCUGCACGUUCAGUAUCUACAGCAGCUGAAGAACAACCAAAGGAAUCUAGGAUGCUGAAGUUUGGGGACCUUCAAGUUGAACUAACGACAGAUAAAGCCAACAUUGGUGCUGCCAUUGGCUUUGCUUUUGGGAUUCUUUCAUGGGAAGUAGGUCAGGGCGUUCAAAACAUUCCAGAGAGUUCAUUGCAGUAUGCAAAUGAUAAUGCUUUGCUGUUGGCUAAGUCUCUGAGGGGAGCUCUACUUGCACUCUGCUACUCAUCAACAAUUUUGUCCGGUUUUACUGCUGUGGCACUUGUCUUCCUUGGAAGACAACUCAAAUCAAAGGAAUAGUGAGGUUCUUGGCUUUGCCUCAGUUUUGCUGUAAAUGCUUUUUACAUGUACAUUUUUAGUUAAUAACAUCCAUUAUAAAGGAUGAUGUGGGAAACUAGAAUUGAUGAUGCCUCCGGUAAUGAUUUCGUAUAGUUUGUAUCAUCUAGUUCCUUAGAAAA